Messenger RNA from Orbicella faveolata, 1551 nucleotides. RefSeq lists its product as uncharacterized. Lineage: Eukaryota; Metazoa; Cnidaria; Anthozoa; Scleractinia; Merulinidae. The record is from RefSeq and is a predicted model, not a curated record.
CUUUCAACAUUGAUAAUGUUUUCUCGAACUGCGACUUGAGGCGGUUUGGGAUCAGUGUACAAUCAUCUUCGCGAUGGAUUCUUCCGGAACUUCUUUCACUGGCGCAUGUUUUAAUAGUUUCUUCGCAAAUUGCUGUAGAGUCUCAUGUUGCUUGUGUUGCCGAAAAUGUACGUUCUGCUGGAGAGGGUUGUGUUACCGAGACGAAUUCCUCUUAGAAAAUUUUUAUGAAGAAAUUUCACCUCAAGAGUGGAACAUGAUUGAAAAGGAGGCUAGGAAGAAAACCAUUUCGAAAGAAUUUAUUAUUCUAAAAACCGAUAUGUUGUACUUUCUAGGCGACCUGGGGGAGAAAAUUGUUUUGGUGGAGACAAAUGUUUUGCCGUCUUUCCGAGAACAUGUCGCCACCGCAAGCGAGAAGGAGAUAACCAAGCCUUCGCGGACAUUGGUGGAUUAUCGGGCAAGCGACUUCAUCAAUGACGAGGAAAGCCAUGAAGCUAAGUCUUCCAAGGAGCGCUUAAACACAAAAAAAAUUCGAUCGUACACUGAGACGGAUUUCAUGGCCGAGAUGUGGAAAAAUCCUAGCAAGACGAAGCCUUUGAGCGGGAUAUUUCGGAAAAGAAAAUAUUCGCGUUUUACGAACGAACGUGAUGAGGAAGGUUCUUCCGGGGACGAGUACCCGCAAGUCAAGUCAAAAUUAAAUUUGCGGACUAAAAUUCUCACGAGGAGGAGUCAACGCCAAAGAGAUGAACUAGAAGUUGCCGAGAAUGGAACUAGAAGUUUAUCUCCUUCAUCCAUGUUUAACGAUUAUCAUGGACAGAUUGAAGCUAGCUUCUCUUUUGCAGCGCACGUGCGGAGGCAAGGUCCCGGAUUUUCAGCUAGUUGUACCCAGACCUUGCGCACAGGUGACCUGUGCUCUCUCAGCGACUUGUUUGAAAGCGAGGUUCACAGCAACGUUACUUUUAACCCUCUCUUCGAGGACGACGACGGCGAAGACGAAGAAUACGUCAAACGAACGCGACCGAGGAGGUAUCGAUUGUACACUAUCGACGAGGAAUCGGAAUAUUACGAUUCGGGCCCAUGAUUUUCGCCUGGAAAAACUUAUGGGGCAAGUGACAGAUAAGCAAAACCGAUAUGGAAGUAAAAAAAUGAUCGAAUGCCCGUCAAAUCUAAAUAUUAACGUUGAGUUGAAGACUUGUACAUGAAGUUUAUGUGCAGCAUGAAAGUUGAUUGCCCGCAAAAUUUCCGAUUCCAAUCCUCAGUCUACCUUUGUUUUAUAAAGCGUUUCCACCAGGAGCCCUGUUUCCACUUAUCACGUCAAUAGCAACCAUAUAAAUUUAUUGGAAGAAAGGAAGGUGUUUGCGUAAGAAAAGAAUUAAACUCCCACAGGAUUGGUUUGGUACACCAGCGAAGCCGCCUUUACAUUGUUCCGGGACACCGAAAUGGCUGCCGUGACGUCAUGUAAAAACGGUCUUUUUGUUGCCUCGGAAAUUACUGCUGUCUCCAUUGUAGGUCCGCAGGUGUGCUUAAGUAUUCAUCAUGCAAAGAGUUUUUGUU